AUGCCACAACAGAAACGGACAUACGAUAAUGCUGGUUUAAAUGAUGAUCAAAGUGUUUUGAACUCUCAAAACAGUGCAAUCAAGACUACCAAACUGAGUCAAUGUAAUGAGACCAAACCUUUGGGUUUAUUGACCAGUUCUUUGACUAAAGAUCAAGACAUUGCUGGCAUCUCAGACACUGAAUCGUGUAGUUCACUGGACAGCGAGACUUGGGAAGAAGUGGUUGAUCCUGAUAUACCUCCCGAGUCAUCAACAAUUGAGAUUCUUUGUUCAGAAGUCAUUACAAAACCCAAGGAAAAAAGACAAGGAAUCACUAGACAGCAGAGGAAGCAACACUCCACUCUGCAUAAAGUUCACUUGCUGACACUCUUGUCGGCUGCAUUACAUCGUAAUGCAAAGUGUUGCAAUGCAAUGCUUCAGAGCAUGCUGAUGUCGCUUUUACCGUUUCAUCUCAUUCAAGGCAUAGAAACCUUGCGUCAGCAAAAGUCACCCACUCUUCCUUAUCUGACAGAUUUACUACAGUGGUGGUGCAGGCAACUGGAUUUACCAAAACAUACUAAUAUUGAUUUUAAAAAUGUAUCUUCCAUAAACAGUCGUUGCUUUCAGGUACUUCAAGACUUUGGACUGAGCAAUCAUGAGGAAAAAUCGAAUGACACAGAAACCUUUACUUUGGGAUUUGUUGCAUUAUGUCGAUCCAUUGGAUUGGACAUCAGACUGGUUGUUGCACUGUAUCCUAUUCCUCUUUCUUUAUCCUUGAAAAAGAUGGAUGCAGUGCAUAAUCCGCUGAAUCUUUGGUGCGAAGUGUACUCUUGGGAUCAACAACUCUGGAUCCCAUUGAGGAUUGAGUCAUGUACAGUCUAUGAUCCCUUGCGUCCUUGGGAUGCCAUUGAACAGAAAUCACUUUGCUACGUCAUUGCAUUAGAGCCGUGUAAUAUUAUCAAAGAAGUGACGCGACGAUACGCAUCGCUAUGGAGUACUACCACAAGAAAGCUACGGCUUCCUUUGAAAGAGUCUGGCGAUGGUUGGUGGAAACUAUCGCUUUGGUUCUACUCCAAGUCUUUUAAAUCUACACGCGAUGAACAUGAAGAUAAUGUGACUUCGAUUCUUCAGUUGACAGAAUCUAUGCCAAACACUUUUUCUGGAUUUGUAGACCAUCCAUUAUACGCACUGGAAAGACACUGUAAACAAAAUCAAGUGAUUUACCCAAAUGGAAAAAAGCAUAUUGUUGGCACAUUUAAAGGAGAACCAAUCUAUCCCCGUACACAUGUGCAAACGAUUCGAAGCUCAGAGUCUUGGAAGCGCUUUGGAUAUCAAAUUAAAUCUGGAGAAUCGGGUGUUGUUUUAAAGCAAAAAUCUCUAGCCGAUUCAUCCAAAUCAUUCAAUAUAGAGGAUCAAGAUAUGUUUAUAGAUUCAAAUGAGACGAAUGGUUCUGUUUGGCUUUACGGAGAAUGGCAGACUGAACCCCUUGAACCUCUUGCACUAAUAGAUGGAAUUAUUCCUCGCAAUGAUUUCGGUAACAUUGAAAUAUUUCAUCCCAGGAUGAUUCCUCGUGGAGCUGUUCAUAUUCGAGGUACACAAAUUGGUGUUGAUAGUUUGAGUAUUAAACGGAUGGUGUUGAACAGGAUAUGCGUUGACUUGUCUUUUGUACUUGUAGGCAAAGGAGCAUGCCAUAUUGCAAAACAGCUUGAAAUCGACUAUGCAUCUGCCAUUACGGGGUUUCAAUUUGGAAGAGGCAAACCCAUUCCACUGUUGGAUGGAAUCAUAGUAACAGCGGAAAAUGGCGAGAUCAUCUUGGAAGGGCUGGGAGAGGAAGAAAGAGCAAAGCGUAAUGCAUAUCUUCAAAAACGGCAACUGGAUGCGCUUGGCCGAUGGAAACGGCUUACAAUCGGAAUCAUAUCUCGAGCUAGAAUUUUCAGGGACUAUUAUCGAGAUACUGCAUAA
Messenger RNA from Batrachochytrium dendrobatidis JAM81, 1941 nucleotides. RefSeq lists its product as uncharacterized. The record is from RefSeq and is a predicted model, not a curated record. Gene Ontology annotation, cellular component: nucleus; XPC complex; cytoplasm. Gene Ontology annotation, biological process: nucleotide-excision repair; mismatch repair. Gene Ontology annotation, molecular function: single-stranded DNA binding; damaged DNA binding. Bases 1 to 1941 code for a protein of 646 amino acids. The transcript is spliced from 8 exons. Lineage: Eukaryota; Fungi; Chytridiomycota; Chytridiomycetes; Rhizophydiales.